Cynara cardunculus var. scolymus (artichoke) is the source of this 1176-nucleotide messenger RNA. RefSeq lists its product as uncharacterized. The record is from RefSeq and is a predicted model, not a curated record. The transcript has 2 exons. The coding region runs from base 1 to 1176 and encodes 391 amino acids. Lineage: Eukaryota; Viridiplantae; Streptophyta; Magnoliopsida; Asterales; Asteraceae.
AUGUCUAGAAGGAGAGAGAAUCCCGAGGUUGCACAACUUGUAUCUAAACAACUAUUAGCGGCAGUCCCAAAUAUUGUCAGUCAAGUAGCAGCAGAUUUGAAUGCUAACCAACCAACCAAUUCAAGGCCUAGAACACCUAGAGAACGCACCUACAAAUCCUUUAGAUCCUGCAACCCAAAGGAAUUCCAUGAAACCGAGGGAGCAGUAGGAUUAUUGACAUGGAUCGAAGGUAUGGAAUCAUUCCUUCACAUCAGUAGAUGCACCAAAGCAAAUAAGGUAGAAUACGCUGCAUGUUUAUUGCAAGGCCGAGCACUUACAUGGUGGAACACUCUAGUACAAACUAGGGGACGGGAAGCGGCUAACCAACUUUCGUGGGAGGAGUUCAAGAAACUACUCAAGGAUGAAUACUGUCCGAGGAGUGAACUGCAAAAGUUAGAAAUGGAAUUGUGGAACCACGAGAUGAAGGGGAAGAACAUAGAUACUUAUACUGCUCGAUUCCAUGAAUUAGCAAAAUUAGUGCCACAUCUUGUGACACCCAAAGAAGUUCGAGUCGAGAUAUACAUUUGGGGUUUGUCUUCGGAAAUUCAUGGAAAUAUCACCUCGGCAAACCCGACGACCCUUCAAGAGGCGAUAAACAUAGCAACCAAGCUUAUCAAUAAUGCUGUUCGGUCAGGAGAAUUCGCCAAGGGAAAGAGAAAGGUAGAAAGACAUGAGAACCAACGAUCUGGAGGAAGAUUUGCCAAGAAUCGGAAGGUAGUAGGAAAUUUUGGGGUUCAGACGCAGGUGGUAGGCCAAGGAAAUAAACCUAAGUGCAUCAAAUCAUUAUUUGAUUCGGGAGCAGAUAAAAGUUUUGUAUCUUUAGAUUUUAAGCCGAAAAUUGACUUAAAGCCUCAAAAGUUGGAAGUGGUCUGCGUAAUAGAAUUUGCCAAUGGUCAGGAAGUUAGGGCUAGAGACGUAAUCUUGGACUACGCUCUAAGUUUAACCAAAAAGGAUUUUACCAUAGACCUUAUUCCGAUCGAGCUCGGAAGUUUUGAUAUAGUUGUAAGCAUGGAUUGGCUAUCUAAAAAUGAAGCUGCAAUAGGUUGUUCGAAAAAGAUUAUCCGAAUUCCACAAGAAGGAGGUGAAACACUCAUAGUUCAAGGAGAUAAGUCCAACCGGAAGAUUAAGAUAGUAUAA